CGUGGCCGCGUGACGAAAGGGAUGUUUUGCUAAAUGUUAGCCGCGGCAGGCUAACUUUGUCUCAUAGUUGGUAUCUGAUUUAGACUUCUUUGAAGUUAUCGGACACAGCUCGGCCUCCGGGAACACCGCAGAUAAAUGUGAUUUUUAAACGUUUUAAAACAAACGGAGACAUGAACGGGAGCACGAAUCCGUUGCUGGACAAAGAGGAGCAUGUUUUGAAGCUCGGAGAAAGCUUUGAGAAGAGGCCAAAAUCUUCCUUUCACACCAUCAGAUAUGACUUCAAACCAGCAUCUAUCGACACGAGCUGUGAGGGAGAGCUACAAGUUGGGAAAGGAGAUGAAGUUACCAUAACGUUACCUCACAUUCCGGGCUCCACGCCUCCCAUGACGGUGUUCAAAGGAAACAAGCGGCCUUACCAGAAGGACUGUGUGCUCAUCAUUAACCACGACACCGGGGAAUUCGUACUGGAGAAGCUGAGCAGCAGCAUCCAGGUCAAGAAAACCAGGGCAGAGGGCAGCAGUAAGAUCCAGGCCCGAAUCGAACAGCAGUCGGUCCGGUCCAGCCAGCCCAGCUCUCAGUUCCGGGCCCCCACCAAGCCCGGGGCCGGAGUCAAGACAUCCCCUUCCCCUUCGAAGGAUAACCCCUCCCCAGAGCCCCAGCUCGAUGACAUCAAAAGAGAGCUGCGAGCGGAGGUGGAGGUGAUAGAGCAGAUGAGCAGCAGCGGCAGCAGCAGCUCCUCCGACUCGGCCAGCGCCUCGGGGAGCGGCGACGACAGCAGCAGCAGCGACGGCGAGCACGACGCCCCCCGACCGCUCAGUCAGACCUCCCCCAACCGCCACCCCAUGGCCAACGGAGGAGCCGACCGGCAGCAGGGCAACAACCAGCUCAUGAACACGCUCAGAAACGACCUCCAGCUCAGCGAAUCAGGCAGCGACAGCGAUGACGACUGACUUCUGCGCUGGUCAGUCUCUCUCUCUGCCCACACUCCUCCUCCUCCUACUCUUCCUCCUUUCUGCCUGGUUCACUUGUUCCUUUGCUGUGGUAGCUGACCCCAGCUGUAUAUCUUGGGUUGACUGUAUUUUUUUUUUUUUUAUCUUUAUUAUUUUAGUAUAUCCUUAAAGCUGGCCAGCCUGGAACUUUAAGAGUGUAUUUUUAUUAGAUGUAUAUUUUGUUUUGUAUAGCAAAACUCUAGGAAAAAGAAACUUUUACUUGAGAGGUUUGGAAGAUUAUAUAUUAGAGUGCACAUACAUAUUUUCUGUACUUAGAGCAGCUAGUUUUACCUACUUGUAUCAUCUGUUUUUGUUGGGGUUUCGUCUCCGUGUCGGGACGAGGAAGAGGUCGGCUCAAUAUAUCGCGGCUCGGUCUCUCCCCUCGUCGCGUCGUUUGUCAGAGAUGGUUGUGGGAAUCGUCUCCACGUCGUGCUGCCGGCGAAUGAGCAACAAGUCAAGGGAAAAAAAAAAAAACUCCCAUUGUGCAGCAGUGUUUCUUUGUUGUGGUUUGAAACUGUUUGCUGCUCAUUUUAGAAAUUAAUCUUGAAAAAGGUUGUGACUAACUAUCAACCUAAUGUCAGAUGACCUUCAUUAAAGGACAAGGCUGCUGAUUAUCUUUUCCUUAUUGUCAAUGAAUCUCAUGAAAACACCAGAACCAACAAUGUGCUCGUGUCCCGGUACUGAUCUCUGCCCUGAGCUCGCUGAUUCCUACUGAACAUGUAAAUCUUUAAAAUCGGAUCACAAGGAUAAAGAUCGAUACAGUGACUUCCUGAAACAGCUGUAGUUUUAAGCAAAAGUUCCUCAAACAAACAGGAGGAAAUAGUGCAUCUGUUGAGGGACUAUUUCCAGCAGCGGAAGGAACAUGAACAGACUAAGAAUAAGACCAGGCUGUGAUGCUCACAGCGCUUGUUAAUUGAGUCAAUUCAUUGCUCUUUUUGGUUUUUAAUGAGAUUUAUUGACAAAGAGGAAAAUAUAGAAUAACUAUAAUUAAACAGUUCAUCUACUUGUAGAAAUUAACUGUCAUGUUGCUGCUCUGUUCUGAUUUCAUUCUCAUGCGAGUUGAGUUCAAACUUGUCUUGUUUAGUGACGUAACUUUAAAGUAAAUUUGAAGUUUAGAUGGUUGAUAUUUAGGACCACAUAGUACAACAGCUACACUUUGGAGUCGAGAUGCAGGUGUUUAAAUCUGCGCCGAGUGAUUGUUUUUACCACUAGGGGGCAGAAGAUUAGCAAACAGUUGAACUGAAGUCCAGUGCUCAGCCUCCUCUCGCCUCCGAGAGAGAAACAUCUGCCUCUUUUAGCUGCUUCACUUUCCUCACCAGCUUCUCAUCGCGGUGCUGGACAAACUACAUUCUUCCUUAUCUAAGCUUGGAAACAGCUGCUCCAGCUGCUGAUGAGAAACUCAAACACACUCUUGUCUAUUUGUAAAACAAUGAGAAUGUCUGAAUGUACGUUUCCCCGCUCUGCGUCUAACAGAGGAGGACUUAUUGAGGUGGUAUUUAGACGAUGGAGAUCUUUAAAGCCGUCAUUACUUUCAUCCUCUCGCUCAUCUGAUCAAUCAACUAUCACAACAGAAUCCAGCUGACUCACAGUGUGACCAGUAACAGUAUCAUAGCAACGCCUCAGAGGAUUACUGAUGUUAUUAAAUCAAUCAGUCAUUAAUCAGUUAAAGUUAAUCCGAUAAUUAAUCAGAGUUAAUGGCUUUUAUGAAAGUUAAAAAGGGAAAACUAAUUUCCUCCAAAGAGCUUUAUUUUCCUGUAAUAUUUUUGCAAAAUGGCCGCUGCUCAUUCGAAGCUCGUCGUAUCAGUCGUGUCGUUUUAUUCCAACAGAGAAUCUUAUUUUUGAUCCAGACUUUUCAUAUUAACACCUACACCACGGUACCAUUCCACGCCUUACAGCAUUUCAGCUCGGAAAUGAAGGUGAAUGUGUCGCUUUCUGAAAAAUGCCAAAGAGCCGCGUCACGUGCGGAGAGCAGGAACGUCAGCGGUGUCACAGAGUCACUGUGUUAUUGUGUUUUUCUUUUCUUUUCUUUUCUUGCUUUUAUCUGAGACUGUCUGUGUCGUGCUUAUGAACCAGUGAAGUCGGUGAUUGUUUCCCUUUCAUCUGCUGGAGCCGGUGGUGUUGUUGAAAAUCAUUUGGUUUUGGUCGUACUGUAUAUUAUUGUUAAUGCUGUCAGAAACACGCAGCUGAAGAGUUUCACUGCAAAAUAACCAAUGAAAAAAUCGUGCUCAUUUCCAGGAGAUGGUAAAAAGUUUUGGGAAUUAUGGGUUGAGGGAUGUUCUCUCCUUAUUAAUUAGACAGCCCAUCUGUUGUUAAGAGACCAAAAAAAGAAGUCUUAAGUUUAUUUGUUUUAAUUUUGUAUGAUGAAGGAGAAGGAGGAGCUACUGGAAAAUACAGGCACACGCCGGCCAUCAUAGAAAUAUUGAAGUCAAUCAAUCUGCCUUUUUUUUUUUUCAUCCCAGUUGUAUUUCCCAUGUGUCUGAGGGAACGAGGCCUGAAUGGUUCAGUUUGAAUCAAUACAGCCGCCCACACAGACCGCACACAGCUACUGUUCCCUGUACAGGCCGACGCUCUCCACUCUGCGGGGAGCUGGGAAUUCAAUUGACAUUUCACUUAUGAUUUAUCAGUUUGCCUCACAGUAUUUGAGGGUUUCUUAGCUGGAAGUAGAGCACCAGUGUAGUGCGCCAUUCACCCUACUAUUUUCAUAUGCGGGAACUUUUAACUUUACACUCAAAUAAAAUGUCAGACAGUAAAUACAGUGCUAUAUAAUAUCUUUAUCAAUCGUUAAUACCCGCAUCAUUAAUUGGAUCUGCUCCUAUUAAAUGUUUGCUUACACGAAAAUGAAUUAAUUGUCACGUGAAUUUUGGAAUGAAACUCCUCAGCUACCGUGAUGAGCAUACGUGUGGAGCGCGGUUUAGCAUCACGCAGGAUGUAACCGGAGCUGUCGGUGUUUUAUAUCGUAGCCGUGUUUCUCAAAAAGUGUCUUCAGGUGAAGUUCAGCUUUGCUUCAUUAAUGCACAGAACAGAACAGAGAUGAUUGUACGUUAUCAAGUGACACAAGUCACUGACAAAAAAAACACAGUAUGAAAAACUGUAACCGUCUUCAGAUAUCCUGCUUCUCAGAUUACCAGUUACUGUCAAAGUAUUUCUUCUUUUAUGUGAGAACUGAAUCGUCCGCCAGAUGUGGAUCAUUAGUUUCUCCACCAACGAGUCGACCACUGAGGCAGGUGGACGUUCUCCUGUCUGAUGGACUCUGUUGUAUUUUGGUGCUUUAGUUGUAAUGUUUUUUGUUUUAGUGAUUCAUUUAUGUGAGAUAUGUUUGUACAAAUUUGAAGUGUAUUAAAAGUGUGCAAAUGUA
Messenger RNA from Seriola dumerili (greater amberjack), 4344 nucleotides. It is a transcript of the gene eaf1, whose product is annotated as ELL associated factor 1. Bases 171 to 950 code for a protein of 259 amino acids. Gene Ontology annotation, molecular function: transcription elongation factor activity. The record is from RefSeq and is a predicted model, not a curated record. NCBI's taxonomy places the organism in Eukaryota, Metazoa, Chordata, Actinopteri, Carangiformes, Carangidae. Gene Ontology annotation, biological process: regulation of transcription elongation by RNA polymerase II; positive regulation of DNA-templated transcription. The transcript has 6 exons. Gene Ontology annotation, cellular component: super elongation complex.